AAAUGAUUGGACGGCGAGACACGUUCUCAAAUAACAUGAGUGAAAAAGUUAACUCAGUUUGGUGAGAGUUCCAUUUUUUUUAGUAAAUGACAAUAUUUACCAAAGACGAUUAGCCAUUUUACAGUGCAGAGAAAAAUAGAAAAAUAAGUAGAAAAAUAACAACUACAAUGUCACUUUGCAAAGAGCAAUUAGUUCAUGAAGAAAAGCAAGAAGCAGUCUUGAGUACACUGGGGGACACUGGAAAGAAGUCCAGAGCGGUCUGUGGUGUUUGUAGUCGGACGUAUCGAGACCCUAAAAUCCUGCCCUGCUUGCACACGUUCUGCGCGGACUGCAUUCGCCAGCUCGAGCCGUUUUCUGUGCGUCGCGUGAACGGGGAACGACGUUCGCCAGAAGAUGACAUGCAGGGGCGCAACUCUGGCUCAACAAUCCUGUGUCCUGAGUGCGAUUCAGAGGUGGAUCUGCCCCCGUCCGGUGUGGAUGGGCUGACCAUUGACCAUCUUGCGCUGGACGAGGUUUUCGCGGAGACCCUGCUGGUGGACUGCAGGGUUUUGUGCGACUUGUGCAGCGAAAGUGACGCGGGGAAGCGCUGUGAGGUGUGCUGUGUCAAUCUCUGCGACUUCUGCAGUCAGGCCCACAGGAGACAGAAGAGGACCACCUCUCACUCUAUCCAAAGCCUACAGGAGCUGAAAUGUCAGGGUCGUCUCACUAGACCCGUCUUGUGCUCACUGCAUCCUGGCCAGGAGUUACGGCUCUUCUGUGAGUCCUGUGACUUCACCGUGUGUCUGGAGUGUGCGGCCACCUUUCACCGUGACCACCACUGUAGCUCUGCCCAUGAAGUCAUCAGUCAUCAUGGCGAUCGCAUCAGGGAUCUGGUUGUCAGGAGCUUAAGGCCCCGUCUUGUUCGUCUGGAGGACUCUCUGAGACGCGUGGACACUUCCCAAGAGAUGCUGCAAACACGGACUGAUACAUUGGCGGGUGAGAUCCGGGCGUUUGCUCGGAGCUAUGCCAGCGCGGUGGAGGCACAUUGCUGUUCACUACUGCGAUCACUGGAGGACUUAAGGUUGCAGCACAGGAACCAACUCCAUCUGCAGAAAGCUCAGCAGCAGCAGGCCUUGUCUGACGUCCGUGGUGGGGUGGACUUUGCAGAACGCCUGCUUACGUGUGGUUCUGACGCUGAAAUCCUCAGUGCCAAAGGAGUUACUAUGAGGAGACUGAUGAACCUUGUGGAGUCGGGAUUCGACCCACACCCAACGACGGUCGCCCAUGAUAAUGCCAACAGCAUCUGUUUCCUUCCCCAAGAGAGUGCUGGGGAGGUGCAGGGAUUUCCUGUGGUGGGAGUCAUACAUGCCAAGACUGUGGAUCCCAGCAAGUGCACGAUCCAGGGAGAAGGUGUGGAAGGAGGUCGUGAAGGCCAGAGGGGAGAGUUCACUCUGGUUUGCAGGGACUCCUCCGGAGAGCAGAUGGGCCAAGGUGGAGACCCCGUGCUGGUCAGCAUAGGGGGAUGCUCUGUGGAGGCGGCUGUGGUGGAUAAGGGUGAUGGUUCCUAUGGUGUGUCCUACACCCCAGCUGAAGCAGGUCUUUACUCUGUGUGGGUCUGUGUUAAAGCACAGGACGUCAAGGGUUCACCAUUUGUGCUAAAUGUGAAAAGGAAGUUCAGAUGUCACCGUGGCAUAUUCCAUUGUUGUUCCUUCUGCUCCAGCGGGGGCACUAAAGAGGCACGCUGUGGCUGCACAGGAACUAUGCCAGGAGGGUUUCAGGGUUGUGGACAUGGUCAUACAGGACACCCCGGUAAGCCCCACUGGUCAUGUUGUGGGAGUGUAGUGGAGGCCUCAGAGUGUAUUCUACAUAACCUGGGCAGCGUUUCUCCUCGUGGACACCUCAGGACUGUGGAGCUCUGAGACAAACAGCAAAUAUACACUCUAUCUGAUCAACAUAACCAUAAACUCAUGCACAUACUUGAAUCUUCUCAACCAGCCUAAUUCACAAUGAAAAAUCAGAUUGUGCUUUUCAUGUUGCCCUUAUUCAUACAGACUUUAAGCCUUAAUUUGUGUGAUAAAUCUUUUUUGUUGUUUCAGCAGUGCUAAUAUUCAGAAUCAUGGCAGUCUCAUAAACUGCAGUAGGCAAAGUAUAUUUAAAAUUGUGUUGUCUAUUGUGCAUCGUGCCAACACUAAAUACUUCAGUACUGUCAGUAUUGUAAAAAUUUAAUUAUUUUCUCUACACAUUGUAGUUAUUUUUAAACACUGUAAAAUUUUAAUGUCUGUGGCAUUUUGUAGUUCCGUAUUUUAUCAUAAUCAGCAUGUUUCCUUUGAUAUUACCCAGCUAUAUGACCAAUGAGGUAUGUGUUAUUAUAAUGCUUUAUUUUUAUAUGCUCCAAAAGCUGCCUUUGUAAUUUUAUGCAUCUAUUACAUUUCAGUUGUUUUUGUAUACGCUGCAUCGGUGCCACAGAUUAAACAACACUUACCUCUCCACUUGUGUGGUAACUAAACUGGCACUUUUAAGAUUAUAAUUUUGAUUGUUAAUGUAAUAUGUUUUGCAUAGUGUAUACUCUGUGUAGUGUGGUCUAUAAAACAUGCAUAUAAAACAUAUUUUAAU
Sinocyclocheilus rhinocerous is the source of this 2592-nucleotide messenger RNA. RefSeq names its product tripartite motif containing 45 (gene trim45). NCBI's taxonomy places the organism in Eukaryota, Metazoa, Chordata, Actinopteri, Cypriniformes, Cyprinidae. Gene Ontology annotation, cellular component: nucleoplasm. Bases 168 to 1898 code for a protein of 576 amino acids. The record is from RefSeq and is a predicted model, not a curated record. The transcript is spliced from 7 exons. Gene Ontology annotation, molecular function: ubiquitin protein ligase activity; zinc ion binding; protein binding.